AUGAAGAUAGUGGAGCUUUUGAUCGAGCAUGUUCGGGCUAACCCCGUAUUAUACGAUUCGACGAACCGGGAGUAUCGGAACCAGAAUGCACGGAAGGAGGCUUGGGACGAGAUUGGAGAAAAACUUGGCAUGCCUGGCAAUGAUUGUAAAGAGGCUUGGAGUAAGCUACAGAAUGCGUUCAGCCAAGUGAAGCACCGAAGAGCCACCAAAUCAGGCCUGGCAGCCAAAAAUUUGCCGAAGUUGAAAUUUGGAACUGAGAUGGCAUUUUUAAAUCCAACACUUAUCUCGAGGCAGAUGUGUGGAAAUGUGGACAACACUUCUACAGAAAAUCAUCCAGAAACUGCGAAUACGGCAAUAGGAAUAGAGGCGGAAGAGGAUACCGCGCCUAGAAUGGAUUCCCUAUAA
Hylaeus anthracinus is the source of this 405-nucleotide messenger RNA. RefSeq lists its product as uncharacterized. The record is from RefSeq and is a predicted model, not a curated record. Gene Ontology annotation, cellular component: transcription regulator complex; nucleus. NCBI's taxonomy places the organism in Eukaryota, Metazoa, Arthropoda, Insecta, Hymenoptera, Colletidae. Bases 1 to 405 code for a protein of 134 amino acids. The transcript has 2 exons. Gene Ontology annotation, biological process: regulation of transcription by RNA polymerase II.